Frieseomelitta varia is the source of this 765-nucleotide messenger RNA. RefSeq lists its product as uncharacterized. The transcript has 2 exons. NCBI's taxonomy places the organism in Eukaryota, Metazoa, Arthropoda, Insecta, Hymenoptera, Apidae. Bases 1 to 447 code for a protein of 148 amino acids. The record is from RefSeq and is a predicted model, not a curated record.
AUGAGGGAAUUAUCUCGGACGCACGAGUGGCCCGUACGGUUAAGCCUCAUCGUUAUUCUAUCGCGAUACGAUGUCCUCGGCACGAUCGACGUCAAUUUAAACGAACUGCAGUAUUUAGCCGCGCGUCUUAAUCCCUUCGAGUGCCGACGCUUGAUAGCUGCACUUCAUUACACAAGUUACGAGCUACCCAGCAAUUUAGCGGACGCUGAGCGCAACGUGGACGACGAUAUCCCUUGCAUUCGACAUCUUGCGCACUGGAACAGUUCACCAGCCGAAGGCAAAGGCAAAACGCACGAGGUUCUCGCUCACAGGCUUCGGCAGAUCAAUCGAAAUGAUCUGGCAGAUUGGUUGGGCAAGUCCGCGUUCAUGCAAAUAGGAAAAGAUCUCGGCAGGGCGGUGGUAAAGCCAUUCGAUGAACUCAGCAAAGAAGAAACAGAAUUGCCGUAAGUUUCGCGCGAUCGUAUCGGAACGAGUGACUCAAUAAUCUUGAUACAAUAUUACAGCGACUUAACACAAAAGCCUUCUGUAAUACACCUUGAUAAAAUUCGCUCUACAUCUCUAACCAAUUUUAAAAUUUAUCGUUUUUCCUUUUUCUUUUCUUUUUUUUUUUUUUUUUUUUUCUCAUCCUGCAACAUCCUCCUUCUCCACGCGAUACAUAAAUCAAACAAUCUCUCGCUGCAUCAGCCGGAUUCCGUGCGAGAUCUUCGUCGUUUGAAAAAAUAUACACGUUUUUGUUGCAUUAACAUCGUUGGAAAUACUAUUUGU